Messenger RNA from Aphanomyces astaci, 390 nucleotides. RefSeq lists its product as hypothetical. The transcript has 2 exons. NCBI's taxonomy places the organism in Eukaryota, Oomycota, Saprolegniomycetes, Saprolegniales, Verrucalvaceae. The coding region runs from base 1 to 390 and encodes 129 amino acids. The record is from RefSeq and is a predicted model, not a curated record.
AUGCAUGUCCACGAGGCGGAGAAGGCGGUAUCGCGUGAGAAACAUGGUGUGGCAGAGGCAACUGCACUGGUCACAGCCUUCGCACACGGAGCACGGCGUCCGCCCCGGACACUCGCACACGGCCACCACGUCACUCCGCUCCUUGUAUGCCUGCGACCGCGGCAAACUGCCCGUGUGUCCGGCACUCGACCGGAUGCCAGCGCGGGGGUCGAACCGACUCGGGGCGCGGCUGCAGUCGACGCACACGACAAAUGGCGGCGCCACGUCAUACACUGUGCACCCAAGACACUGCUUGAACGUGUUGGACAGUUCGUUCCUAUACAACCACCCAUCCCCGGCAUUAGAAUGAACCAUAUCACAGAACAAUCCAGUGUGAGAAUCACUGGAUAA